AUGCCGUCGCAACUGUCCAAGAUGAUGCGAAUGAGUGCUAUCCAGAGAGUGCUCCUCGGCCUCUUUCUCGCCCAAGUGUCUGUGGCAUUGAUUUCCCCAGAGGGUCGCGAGUACUGCACAGGAGACGGCUCCAUCUGCGAGGCGUUCAACAAGAUCGACAGAGAGUGCAGAGACAAAACCGGUGCUGCAUACACAAAAUGUACUUGCGAGACAGGAUGGGUUCCUUUGAAGGAAGCCUGUUAUAAUUGCAGAAGAAUGUUUGGCGAGUUCAUGUUCAGUCAACUGGAAAGAGACCAAUCGGUCUGCAAAGAAGAGGGCUUUGAUAUUGCGCCAAUCCCUUCAAGCAUCAUCUCCCAGCAGAAGCAGUACAACAAAACGGCCGAGGUCCCAUCCAUGCCAGCGUCAAGCACGAUAUCGAUUGAUCGAAGUUAUACAACCAACAGCCACGAGGCGUAUACCACCACCGUGUACGGAGUUGUUGCGUCGGUCACGCUGCCAGAGAUUUCAGCCCCAACGGAGGAGGUAGUAGAGGAGGACGAAGACAACUCGGCAGUGCGUCAAGUCGGUAGUGUCUCGGUAGUUGCUGUUUGCGCCGUUGUCUUGGCAAUGAUAAUACCGUGA
Fusarium keratoplasticum is the source of this 621-nucleotide messenger RNA. RefSeq lists its product as uncharacterized. NCBI's taxonomy places the organism in Eukaryota, Fungi, Ascomycota, Sordariomycetes, Hypocreales, Nectriaceae. The transcript has 2 exons. The record is from RefSeq and is a predicted model, not a curated record. Bases 1 to 621 code for a protein of 206 amino acids.